AUGGCUCCUCCAGCCCAACUCCCUCUUCGACAACUCACCAAGAAUGGCCCCAAGAUCCCAUCUAUUGGUCUGGGACUUAUGGGAAUCAGCGUCGGAUACGGAGCAGCCACAUCUGACGAAGAACGUCUCAAACUGCUCGACCGUGCAUGGGAACUCGGCUGUACCAAUUGGGACACAGCUGACAUCUAUGGCGACAGUGAAGAUGUCGUAGGCAAAUGGUUCAAGCUUCAUCCCGAACGUCGUCAGGAUAUCUUCCUUGCGACCAAGUUUGGGCUGAGGGUAGGUGAGAAAGGGAUCGUUACUGAUUCGUCGCCCGAGCAUGUGCGGAGGAGUAUUGAGAGAAGUUUGAAGAGGCUUGGUGUUGAGCACAUUGAUUUGUACUACAUGCAUCGUGCCAACGAGGAUGUGCCUAUUGAGAAGACUGUGGAAGCCUUGAAGCAAUUGGUUGAUGAAGGAAAGGUCAAGUACCUGGGCCUCUCAGAGAUCUCGUCUACCACUCUCCGCCGAGCCCACGCCAUACAUCCCAUCUCAGCAGUACAAGUCGAGUACAACCCCUGGACGCUCGACAUCGAAGGCCCUUCAGGAACAAACCUUCUCAAGGCUUGCGAGGAGCUGGACGUGGCAGUGUUUGCCUACUCACCUCUUGGCCGUGGUAUCUUGACCGGUCGUUUCCGCUCUGUCGAUGAUUUGGAAGCGACAGAUACCCGAAGAAACCUGACACGGUUCCAGGGUGACAACUUCAAGAAGAACUUGACGGUUGUGGACCAGUUCAAUGAGUUGGCCAAGAAUAGGGGAUUUACAUCCUCACAGCUCGUUCUGGCCUGGAUCUUGGAACAGAGCCCCAACAUAUUUGUCAUUCCUGGCACGAAGAAUGUCAAGUAUCUCGAAGAGAAUGUGGGAGCAGCAAAGGUGACCCUGAGUAAGGAGGAGAACCAAGACCUGAGGAAAUUGGCAGUUGAGGCUGGAGUUGUUGGGGGGCGGGACCCCUUUUUUGGCUGCUUCGCUGAUACAGCUCCUCUGGAGAUGUGA
Fusarium proliferatum ET1 is the source of this 1029-nucleotide messenger RNA. RefSeq lists its product as uncharacterized. NCBI's taxonomy places the organism in Eukaryota, Fungi, Ascomycota, Sordariomycetes, Hypocreales, Nectriaceae. The coding region runs from base 1 to 1029 and encodes 342 amino acids. The transcript is spliced from 3 exons. Gene Ontology annotation, cellular component: cytoplasm. The record is from RefSeq and is a predicted model, not a curated record.